AAAAUGGUACAUUCUUCCCGUCCCAACAUGUCAACAAGCUUGUCAAGAGGGGAUGCUAAGCAAGCAAAACAACAUUAUGCCCUCAUCAGUGUUCUAAAAUACGAAUAGUUUAUCUGCCAUUUUGCAAAAGGAAUGCUUGUACUGGCUUCUCUCUUCGUGAUGGAUCACUUGUUAAGAUUAAUCUGACAUUAAGUGCACUGCUCGUAACACCGUUUCAAUUUCUGCCGAUCUUAUUGUUGUGUACCGACCGACUGUUUUCUCCGGCACGUCGUCACUGGACAAGGUUGGCGCGGUUGUUGAGGUCUCAUCAUCGGUAGGCAGCUGGGGUUGCGCACCCAUCCAUCUCGAUGAUCAUGCACACUAGAGUUGAUCUUCACGAAGCAGCUUUCUCCGGAAACAUUGGGGUGCUUUGCAUACUUCUAGACAAGGGACAGGAUCCUGACUGUAAGGACGAGCAUGGGCAGACAGCACUGCACAAAGCAGCCAUGAAUGGAAACUUGGAUUGCAUCAAGAUUCUGAUUGGCAAAGGAGCUGAGACGCAUAUCCAAGACCAAGCAGGGUGUACUGCCUUGCACCAUGCAGCAAAAAAUGGACACUUAGUUGUGGUUAAGUGGUUGAUACAAGAGGCUGACGUCAAACUUCUGCCAUGCAGUAAAAAGGAACGCACGCCCAGGGCGUUUGCAAAGAGGAACGGCCACAGGAAGGUGGUGCUGUACUUAGCAGAAAUGGAAAACAAACAAGAUGGCUGUGCAUGGCUUGGAAACUCCUGAAACCGGUGAGACCAAUCCGCAUUAUUGGGUAGCGCGGUACUACAGGGGCUAGUCCGUCCGUCCAGCUGUUGUCAAGAUUUAAUUGUUGAGUCUGGUUGCCAGCUAAGUACAUCUAUCAUUGGUUCACAUUUUAUAGGCCUAUUUAUUCAAAACCAUAGUUUGCAAAUAUGAACUCACAAAUAAAUAUCAUGCCUGGAAUUUCAUCUUUGAAAGGGCAAGGCCAUUUUCAUUUUGCAAAGGGCACUUCCAUCGGAA
Messenger RNA from Asterias rubens (European starfish), 1025 nucleotides. Its product is annotated as ankyrin repeat, PH and SEC7 domain containing protein secG-like. The transcript is spliced from 5 exons. The record is from RefSeq and is a predicted model, not a curated record. NCBI's taxonomy places the organism in Eukaryota, Metazoa, Echinodermata, Asteroidea, Forcipulatida, Asteriidae. Gene Ontology annotation, molecular function: protein binding. The coding region runs from base 348 to 770 and encodes 140 amino acids.